Messenger RNA from Linepithema humile (Argentine ant), 3864 nucleotides. Its product is annotated as VWFA and cache domain-containing protein 1. Gene Ontology annotation, molecular function: voltage-gated calcium channel activity. The record is from RefSeq and is a predicted model, not a curated record. Gene Ontology annotation, cellular component: voltage-gated calcium channel complex. Lineage: Eukaryota; Metazoa; Arthropoda; Insecta; Hymenoptera; Formicidae.
GCUUCCAUCAGUUCCCACCGUUCUCACUAUCAAACAAAAAUUCAACAUUUCAUAGCGUCUUAGUUUCCGGGUAAACAAACGUGUAUUAAGACAGAAAUUUUGCAGUGUUUAGCAGUGUUUAGCAGUGUUUAGUGACACCGCUGGAAAUGUUAAUUGAUUUUCGACAUGGAUUGUUAUCGUCUUGACAACGAAUUUGUGAGAUUAUGAUUAUAAAUAUACGCCGUCUAAGUAACCGCAACUCUGCCGGAAUGGCUGUAAACAUGAUUUUGUACUUAAGUCUAGCGUUGUCGAUACUGACGAAUUUUUACGUAAUCGCUAACGAUGAUGUUAAUGCAACUAUCAAGUGCCAAUUCAGCAAACCUAUGCGCAAACAGGUACCAGCAGAACCUUUGAACGGCAUGUGCCUGCGAGAUGCCGUCGUGCACUUGUCCAAGACACUGCAAUCCAUCGUCGACAAGGAGCUCGGUGUGUCUGUAUUCCAGAAAAUGAUUAAUAAGAUGGAAUUUAUACAUACUUUAAGCGACAUGGAUAUGAGACUGAACUCAUUAGUUGAUAAAUUCAACAAUAAAUUAAGAUCGUACGAUGAUAUUCUUAAGCAGAGUUACAACGCCAUAUAUCCUAUCCUGUCCAAGAAACAGGAUUACUCUGCUUAUUCUAGUCAAAUGGUCAAUUUGGACAUUACACAGAACAGAGUUACAGAUAUAUGCACUGAGAUUAUGACAGCACUUACAACAGUUUUAAGAAAUCAAGAGUGGAAAAACUUGCAUAUAUUACCUAUAAACCAACCAAGCACAUUGUGUGGACCACCUACAUUGGCUCACAAUAUUGGCCCACUUUUGUUAUCUCAAUAUUGUCCCGAGAAGAAUGUCAUUUUACUUUUGGAUCAUGGUGCAUCUAUAUCCGAGUCUGAGCUUGCCUUGGCUCAAAUGGCAACUAAAAGUAUCAUAGAUAUGCUAUCUGAGACAGAUAAUGUUACUGUCGUUGGCCUUGCCAACAUCGCUCCUCUGUUUUGUAAAGAUGGCUUAUUAAAGGCGACAGAUAUUAAUAAAUUUCAAUUAGCACGUCAUAUCGAUGGCUUAACUAGAACAGAUUCAAAUCAAACGACAAAUGUCAAUUUUAAAAAAUUAACACAGAAUCUAAGAGGUGAAGUGAUUAUUAUACAUAUUACCAAUAAAUUUAAAAAUACAUCAAACGUGCAAAGAAUUCUUGAUGUUAUUUUAGAGGAGCAUAAAGCUUAUCUCAAAACUAUACUUAUUGCUUCAAAUGACCAUUUGUACAACAAUAUUAAAGAGUUUUUAAACAGUGACAAUAUUAUAACUCUCCCAACGCAAAAUGUCUUGGGAUAUGAGAUAGGAAAAUUAUUUUCUUGCUUGCAAUGUCCUGAUCAGCACAAAAAAGAUUAUUACAUAUCAGACUCAUAUUUUGAGCCAUAUAAUAAGGCAAUGACACUGUCUAUUGGCCAGAUCACAAGUACCGCUCUAUUGUCCUUAGACAUAAAAUUGCGUGAUUUCCUUGCCGAUAUAACAUAUUAUAAGGCCAGUCCACACAUAAAUAUUAUACUCUUCGACAACAAAGGUGUCGUUUGGAUGCAUAAAAAUUUUCCCAGGGUUGAGAUGAUAAUUGAGCAACCUCUCAAAGUGCAUUUACAAGAUAUUGAAAAUAUAGACACUCGGACAGUAAUGAAAAUGAUAAAUGAGAAUAAAGGAGACAUAAAUGUGAAAACAAAAUUGGGUGAGCAGAGACGAUACAGAUGGAGACAUUUAAUUUAUGAAGACUUAAUAAUCUGUUUUGUGUCCACAACUUCACGUGAGGAGAAUAUAACGUCUAUUUCAAGGGCCACGCUUUCGACGAACAUAUUGCACCAUCGCCUCGAUCUUAUACAUCAAAAUAUUAUUGAUAAAGACACACUUUGCAUCUAUAGGAACAGGAUUAUAACUUUGUCAACGGGAGUAGUUUAUUUGUCACCAUGGUGCUUUCAAUCUCCAAUGGAACAACUGAAAUUAUUGGAGACUGGUUCAUCGAUGACUGUACAGAGUUACAUGGCGUACUUAAAAGACUUGACGGGUCUCUUGGCCAAUCCUGGUUUGCAUUCAUCUGUAAAACCAGAUGUAGCGAUGUUGGCGCAACUUUUGGAAUAUUUUAAGAACCAACAUACCGAGAGUUCGUUAAACAAAUUUAUAAUAAAAAGAUAUGUCGUAACUGCAAUCACCGGUGUACUGGAGAUAUUUCCAGGAAUGGUAUUGGAUUCUGGAUUUGAUCCCAAGAGACGAAUGUGGUACGGGAAAGCGCUGGAGCAUCCUGAUAAAGUAAUCUUGACUCCUCCAUACUUGGACGCAACUGGAUCAGGCUAUGUGGUCACUUUGAGUAAAAUCGCUGGAUAUUUCAUAAAAGAUCAAAGAAGUUCAGAUCACGCUUUUGCCAUCGUAUCUAUGGACGUAACGAUGGGUUACGUCAUGAGACUGCUGUUGGAAAUGUUUCCGUUCUGUAACGAAACAACAGUAAAAUGCUUUUUGAUGGAUGACAAAGGUUAUUUAGUGACUCAUCCGGCAUUAUUGGAGGCGUCAGGCAAGAUUGAGCAACAACAUUUAACACACAAAGAGCUUUUAGUGGCCAAUGAUAUAUUGAACCACGGAUUAUUCGUAAAAAAGAAAGUGUGCGCCAAUCACUUGGACGGUACUAUACAAAGAUACUAUCAAUUUAACACGUCGCUCGACGAGGUGCUCACUAAUAUAGCACACGGUGAGCACUGUGUCAGAUAUCAGGUAGCUGCUGUGCCAGGCACCAAUGUGUUCCUUGGUGUCGUCAACGUGACGACUCAAUGCAAUCAGCUUAGAGCCUUUUGUCCGUGCAGUACGAUGGAUCAUUCGUGCUUGAAUUGCAAGAGCAUGGAACAAACCGGUUGCGAAUGUCCUUGCGAAUGCUCUUUGUACUCUUCCAGCUGCACACAGCAGAAUACCGACAAUCUAAAAUCUUGCGCGCCUCUGUACGAGCAGGGGUCGAGUCUGCAAACGCCGUGGAUACAACCGACGAACUUAAAAUCAUGCCCGUCUAUCGAUUGCAAAUCGUACACGACGAAGAGAGAUUGUUUAGGCAUCGCAGAUUGUCAAUGGUGUCACAUCGACACCGACGGGGAGACACCUUUGCAACAUCCGUUCUGUUCCGACGUGUCCGUGUGCUUCAAGGGAAUCUUCGGAUCUUUGAUACCUUUCAAUGACGGUAGUUAUAAUUCACAAUCGAUGGACGAAAUUGCGGCACAAGAGUGGCCGUCGGUUGGACCAGUGGCCGGUGGAAUCCUCGCGUUGGUUUUAUUCCUAGUCGGCGUUCUAUUCUGCUACAGAUUACGAUCGAUGCAUUCAGGCUUGGAGCAUCAGUGUUUGCAUCUCCGUACUUCGCCCGACACGUUGCGUAUGACGCACGUCGACGGUGAUCCGGAUCCAGCCGAGCUGGAUCAAACGAAAAACAAUUUGGAUUGCCUCGUGAGAGACAAUCUCGCGCCCAUAUCUCCGUAUAGGGUAUCCAGCAACUACAGAAGACCGCCCGGUGGGGAUAGUGAUCACGGAUACAGCACGAUGACGCCCCACGACGACUCCGAGCAGCAGACAAUCGCUUCCGAGCCUCUGCUAGUCGUCGGCAAUAAUGUCGAGUCGGAUUUAAACAAACAAUCCGGCAUUGGAGUGCCUUCUCCCAUAACGUACUUAGGAUCGCCGCAUCAUGUCUUAGCGCCUGUGACUGUCCAUCGCGAUAUGGAAACGAAUUACUGUUAGCGAAACUCGAAAUUAACUGCCAUUUGAAAAGUUAAAAUACACGUGGUUUUUUUUUUUUUGAAACAUUUUGUUGUAGAAAUCCGAUCAUUUUUUCUUUGCA